AUGGGGCCGGGCCUGGCCGGGGCUGAGCUCCUCCAGGAGCUGCCCGCGCCGGGCCCAGCCGCCCGCAGGCCCCGCGGCCGGCGGGCGCGGCGGGGGCGGCGCGGCGCUUCCCCGCGCUCGCCAGCAGGCCGCGGUCGGGCGCCCGAGCCCGGCCUCGGCCUGGCCUGGCCGCCGGCGCGCCGCCGCGCAGCGCGUAGGGAGGAAGAGGAAAUGCCUGGCCGCCGGCGCCCGCUGCUCGCCGGUACUGCCGGUCCGCGUGGCCCGAAGGGCGCCCUCCUGCCCGGCCGCCCCAGCUCCGUCUGGGCCCUAGCGGGGUCCCAGCAGUGGGCGCCCGCGCCGCUGCGCUGGGCUGGGCUAAGCUGGAGUGACCGCGGUCGGCGGGUGCUGCACGGCAACGAGCUGCGGGCCCCGAGGGGCUCUGGUUCUGGGGAGCUUGGCUGUCUGGCCGGCUGGGGAAGCGAGCGGCGGGCUCCGACCCUUAGGAGAGGCUGCGGACUGCCUGGGGACAUGUGUUUGUGUUUCUUUUUAAGCCAGCUGCUCGGAACGGAGAGGCUGCUGGCCUCCGGUGGUCGUCGGGUGUUGCCCGGCCGGUGACUCGCGGUCGAGAGAGGGCGUGGGCGCGGGAGGGCGCGGGAGGCGGCCGGGCUUGGCUACCGUGCUCCAAGGCGGGCUCCUCGAGAACCAUCUCUUUGAAGACUCUGCCCCCGCCAGUCUGGGUGUCCGACGGUACCCGCGCAAAAUUUGAUCCAGCUCCUUGGCUCGCCCUCAUUGCGCUGCUUGGAAAACUGUUGGGGGGUGGGGCUUAUUAAUUCAACGAACAUGCAUACUGACUGCCCCUUAACAUGUGUUCGUGGUAGCGUGGUUUGUUAGAAAUAGACCAUGCUUUGGAGUCAAGACAGAUCAGCCAUCGGAUUCUGGUUCUGAUAUCCUCUGUGUAGCCUUGGACAAAUUAUUUAACUUUGCUGAGCCUCCGUUUCA
Lontra canadensis (Northern American river otter) is the source of this 978-nucleotide messenger RNA. RefSeq names its product homeobox protein cut-like 1. The coding region runs from base 1 to 594 and encodes 197 amino acids. NCBI's taxonomy places the organism in Eukaryota, Metazoa, Chordata, Mammalia, Carnivora, Mustelidae. The transcript has 3 exons. The record is from RefSeq and is a predicted model, not a curated record.